This is a messenger RNA of Hibiscus syriacus, 837 nucleotides long. Its product is annotated as 60S ribosomal protein L5-like. Gene Ontology annotation, biological process: translation; ribosomal large subunit assembly. Lineage: Eukaryota; Viridiplantae; Streptophyta; Magnoliopsida; Malvales; Malvaceae. Gene Ontology annotation, molecular function: 5S rRNA binding; structural constituent of ribosome. The transcript has 8 exons. The record is from RefSeq and is a predicted model, not a curated record. Bases 234 to 797 code for a protein of 187 amino acids. Gene Ontology annotation, cellular component: cytosolic large ribosomal subunit; ribosome.
UCCUUAGGCCGUUUUUUUCCUCUCUCCCUCUCGGAUCAGAGCUUCAAAAAUGGGAUUUGUCAAGGCUCAGAAAUCGAAGGCUUACUUUAAGCGGUUUCAGGUUCCUUUCAAGAGGAGGAGAGAGGGAAAGACCGACUAUCGGGCUAGGAUUCGCCUGAUCAAUCAAGACAAGAACAAGUACAACACCCCAAACUUAUUGCACUGGGUUGCUUUUGGGGCGUCGGGUCCUUAAGAUGCUUGAAAUGGAUGAUGAAUAUCAGGGCCAUGUGGAGGCUACUGGUGAGGAUUACUCGGUCGAGCCAACUGACACAAGGAGGCCUUUCCGUGCUCUCCUUGAUGUAGGUCUGAUCAGGACAACCACCGGCAAUCGUGUUUUUGGUGCUCUGAAGGAAGCAUUGGAUGCUGGCCUGGAUAUUCCUCAUAGUGACAAGAGGUUUGCUGGGUUCUCCAAGGACAAUAAGCAACUUGAUGCCGAAGUUCACCGGAAGUACAUUUAUGGUGGCCAUGUUGCUGCAUAUAUGAUGACUUUGAUGGAAGAUGAGCCAGAGAAGUAUCAGUCUCACUUUAGCGAGUAUAUCAAGAGGGGAAUUGAGGCAGAUAACAUAGAGACCAUGUACAAGAAAGUUCAUGCUACCAUCCGAGCCGACCCAACUGCUAAGAAGUCUGAAAAAGAGGCUCCUAAGCAGCACAAAAGGUUCAACUUGCAGAAGCUAACGUUUGAGGAAAGGAAAGCUAAGUUGAUUGAACGUUUGCAGGCCCUUAAUGCAGCAGCGGGAGUUGAUUCAGAAGAUGAUUGAAUGUAGCAGCAUGAAAUUUGAUCAUUUCUUGCUUUCAUUU